AUGUCUCAUCCCUUUUUACCAUUAUCGUCCCCUCCAGAUUCGCCAGAUUCGCCAGGAUUGCGACCGCGACGACCCAGUUUGGAUCCAGAACGCGAGAUUCUCUCCACGCGUGGCCAACGCUUCCUCAAUUUCCUGCCCAGUCGCAACUCCAGCAGCGCCUUGCAGGAAUUACAUCAGGAGUCGACUUUCCUGCGUCGAGGAUCCCAACUCAUUGGACGAAGCAACCCCCGUUAUGAAUGCCGGAAAUACUACGAACGAAACAAUGCCAUCAUCUCCCAUUACCUUUAUAUCGACCGACUCCUCGACUCCUCUCUCCCUCACAAUCUGAUCAACGAUUAUGAUAAUUGCGGUCACUCCCACCCAUUUAACCAUAUUGACUCAACUAUCGAGGAAUCGGAAUUGGAAUCGAACACCCCUUCAACUCGCGAGGCCGCCGCCCGCGUCAAGCGCACCCCACACAAUCUCUAUCGAAUCCCCGAUGAGACUGCCCCUUUGCUCAGCUCAAGUGCUACGCCGGAUCAGGAAUCAUGCGCCUACCAUACAAUGCCAGAGAUGGAGUCUCACGAGGGAUUAUCUCCUGAGAAAGAGGAGCGUCUGAUCAACCUGGCCAUCCGUAUCAAUUUCGUCGCCAAUGUCUUGCUCCUAGCUUCCAAAGUGGCCAUCAUGUAUCUCACAAGCUCCAUGUCCAUGCUUGCUGGCCUUGUGGAUGGAGUCCUGGACUUUUUGAGUACGGUCAUCGUUUGGGUCACCACAGUCAUGAUCCGUCGGCAAGAUCGGAACCGUUUCCCAAUCACUCGACGACGCCUCGAACCUCUCAGUGUGCUGAUCUUCUCCGUCAUCAUGGUCACUUCCUUCUUCCAGGUGGGUCUAACCUCCAUCAACCGGUUGAUGGGGGAGGACCACACUCUGGUGGAACUGUCCCUCCCGUCCAUCAUCCUCAUGGCCGCAACCGUCAUCGUCAAACUUCUGUGCUGGCUUUGGUGUCGCCUCAUCCCUAGUCCUGGUGUUCAGGUCCUAGCCCAGGAUGCUAUGACGGAUGUGAUAUUCAACACUUUCAGCAUCAUCUUCCCUUUAAUUGGCUCCUUCGCGCGCCUUUGGUACCUCGAUCCCCUGGGUGGUCUGCUCCUCUCUGUAUACAUCAUGUGGAACUGGGGAUCAACGGCGAGUGAGUACAUUAGCCGACUGACCGGAGCCGCUGCCUCGCCCGAUGAUCAUAGUAUCUUACUCUACAUGACGAUGCGCUUUUCACGGGUUAUCCAAAAGGUUCAGGAUCUCAAGGCCUACUAUGCCGGCGACAAACUCAAUGUGGAAGUCGACUUGGUCGUGGAUGAAAAGACGAGUCUGCGCGAUGCUCACGAUGUUGGGGAGAGUCUGCAAUACAUGAUUGAGAGUGUGCCUACCGUUGACCGGGCCUUUGUUCAUUUGGAUUAUUAUACUUGGAAUCUCCCUAGUCAUAUGAACCAGUUGGAUCGAUAG
Molecule: messenger RNA, 1476 nt
Organism: Penicillium manginii
Lineage: Eukaryota; Fungi; Ascomycota; Eurotiomycetes; Eurotiales; Aspergillaceae
Product: cation diffusion facilitator family transporter
Exons: 3
Coding region: 1-1476 (491 amino acids)
Biological process (GO): monoatomic cation transport; transmembrane transport
Cellular component (GO): membrane
Molecular function (GO): monoatomic cation transmembrane transporter activity
Source: RefSeq, a predicted model, not a curated record